Molecule: messenger RNA, 3779 nt
Organism: Chironomus riparius
Lineage: Eukaryota; Metazoa; Arthropoda; Insecta; Diptera; Chironomidae
Source: the annotation of a GenBank genome assembly
CAAAAGCGUUGAAAUUAGUCAACAACAUUUUUCAUAAAAUAUAAAACAAUUAAUUUCACUAUCAAAUAGGGCAAUAAGAAGACAAAUAAAUGACUACCUUCGAAAUUCCGCUCAGAGACACCGAUGAGGUGAUUGAGCUGGAUAUUGAGAACCUACCGGAAGGAGAUGAGAUUCUAAACAUUUUAAGCCAUGAACGAUCGGCUUUAAACAUUUGGGUUAAUGUUGCUAUUGAGUAUUAUAAGCAAGGAAAGAAAGAUGUUUUCCUCAAAUUACUUGAUUCAGCGAGACAGGAAGCUUUCCAAGACUACCGUGACUAUGAAAAAGAUCAUAUGCGAGUUAUUGAUAGUUUGGGUGCAUAUUAUGUGCAGGAAGCAAAUCGAGAGAAGAAUAAGGACAAGAAACGUGAAUUGUUUCUUAAAGCAACCCAACUGUACGCAACUGGUGACAAAAUUAUUAUGUACGACCAAAAUCAUUUGCUUGGAAGAGCCUAUUUCUGCUUGUUGGAAGGAGAUAAGAUGGAACAAGCUGAUAAUCAGUUUAAUUUCGUGCUCAAUCAAUCACCAAACAACAUUCCAGCAUUAUUGGGAAAAGCUUGUCUCUCAUUUAACAAGAAAGAUUAUCGAGGAGCUUUAGCAUUCUACAAAAAAGCACUCCGUACAAAUCCAAAAUGUCCAGCUGUUGUACGAUUAGGUAUGGGACAUUGCUUUUUAAAACUGAAUAAUCCAGAAAAGGCGAUAUUAGCAUUUCAACGAGCAAAAGAUUUAGAUCAGCAAUGUGUUGGUGCUUUAGUCGGCUUAGCAAUUCUUAAAUUAAAUCUUCACGAGCCAGAUUCAAAUCGUUUGGGAGUUCAGAUGCUUUCACAAGCUUACACAAUCGAUCCAACAAAUCCGAUGGUUCUUAAUCAUCUCGCCAAUCAUUUCUUUUUCAAAAAGGAUUACAUGAAAGUGCAGCAUUUAGCUCUUCAUGCAUUCCAUAAUACGGAAAAUGAAGCAAUGAGAGCUGAAAGCUGUUAUCAAAUGGCUCGUGCAUAUCAUGCUCAACGUGAUUUCGAUCAAGCUUUUCAAUAUUAUUAUCAAUCAACUCAAUUUGCACCCAACAACUUUUUAUUACCGCAUUAUGGACUUGGACAGAUGUACAUUUAUCGUGGAGACAGCGAAAAUGCAGCACAAUGCUUUGAGAAAGUUUUAAAAAUACAACCGAACAAUUAUGAAACAAUGAAGAUUCUCGGUUCCCUUUACGCUAAUUCACCAUCCCAAUCAAAAAGAGACACAGCAAAGAGUCAUUUAAAGAAAGUCACUGAACAAGUUCCAGACGAUUUCGAAGCAUGGAUUGAAUUAGCUCAAAUUUUAGAACAAAAUGACUUGCAAGGAUCAUUGGCAGCUUAUGGAAAGGCAACAUCCAUUUUAACAGAAAAUGUUGGGGACGAUGUUCAUCCAGAGACAUUAAAUAAUGUUGCUGCCUUACAUUAUAGGAUGGGAAAUUUGCCAGAAGCAAAAUUAAAGCUUGAACAGGCACUCGAACGUGCUAAAAUUGAAGCAGAACAUGAUUCUCAAUAUUAUGACUCAAUUUCGGUUACAAUGACUUAUAAUUUAGCCAGACUUUAUGAGGAAAUGUGUGAAUUUGACAAGGCUGAUAAAAUGUACAAAGACAUCCUUAAAGAGCAUCCAAACUACGUUGAUUGUUAUUUGAGAAUUGGAUGUAUGGCAAGAGAUAAAGGUUUAAUUUUUGUUGCUUCUGAUUACUUUAAAGAUGCCCAGAAAAUUAACAUGAAUCAUCCAGACACACGUUCUUUACUUGGAAAUCUUCAUCUUGCAAAAAUGCAAUGGACUUUAGCUGAAAAGAAUUUUGAAGCCAUUAUGAAACAACGACAAGAUCCGUACGCACUAAUUGCUCGCGGUAAUUACUUCCUUCAAUGUGUCCAUCAACCAAUUCGUGAUAAAAAUAAGGAUAAAGCAUGUCUUGCAACAGCUCAAAAGACAUUCUCUGACGUCUUACGUAUUGAUUCCAAAAAUAUUUGGGCUGCUAAUGGUAUCGGUGCUGUUUUGGCACAUAAAGGAUAUCACAUCGAAGCUCGUGAUAUUUUUGCUCAAGUUCGUGAGGCAACAGCUGAUUACUCAGAUGUCUGGCUGAACAUUGCACACAUUUAUGUUGAACAGAAGCAAUACAUAAGUGCUAUACAAAUGUACGAGAAUUGUCUGAAGAAAUUCUACAAGUAUCAUAAUGUCGAAAUUAUGCAAUAUUUGGCGAGAGCUUAUUUCCGUGCUGGAAAAUUGAACGAGGCAAAGACAGUUUUAUUAAAGGCACGUCGUGUAGCACCAAACGAUACAGUCUUACUGUUUAAUGUUGCAUUAGUUUUGCAACGAUUGGCAAUGCAAAUUUUAAAGAACGAGAAAUCUGUUUUGGCAGAAGUCUUACAAGCAGUCAGUGAAUUAGGAUUGGCACAUAAAUAUUUCACAUAUCUCAAUGUGCAUGGCGAUAAAACAAGAUUCAAUAUAAGUGUUGCUGGCGUUGAAGCAGGACAAUGCCAAGAUUUGUUAUCACAAGCACAAUAUCAUGUUGCUCGUGCACGACACAUUGAUGAGGAGGAAAGAAGAAUGCGUAAAAAGCAAGAAGAUGAAAGAUAUGCAUUUAAACAGAAACAGGAAGUGGAACGUAAGCGUCGUGAGGAUGAAAGUAAGCGUUUGAUAGAAGAAAUGAUGGUAAAACGACAUGAAUAUAAGGAAAAGACAAAGAAUGCGCUUAUUAUUGGUAUGCCAGAAGAGGCAUCAAGAAAACGUGGACGUGGACGUAGGGAUUCAAUUAUUGAUUCUGGCGAUGAUAGUGGUGGACCGAGACCUGAAGGCGAAGAAAGAUCUUCAAAGAAACGACGAAAGGAACAUGGCAAAAAAUCACAUGGUCGUAGACGUGAAAAACGAAGCAAAAAAGAUGGUGCUGGGUCCGAUAGUGAUGAAGGUCCAAGUCGUAAACGCGGAAAAGCUAAGCCUACAGUUACUCGUAUUAAGAAUAAUGAUGAUAUACCGAAGGGUAUGAAAGGAAAAAUUACUUCUAAAGCUACAAUUUCAACCAGUGAAUCUGAAGAUAGCGAUGAUGGUGCCUCAAAAAGACCAUCAAGAAUUGUCAAACGAUCAGAAAGUGGAAGUUCUCGCUCACGUUCUGGAUCUCGAAGCAGCAGUGCAAGUCGAUCACGCAGUCGAAGUAAAAGCAAGAGUAAAUCAAGAAGCAGAUCAGGUAGUUCAAAAUCAAGAAGUCGUUCUCGAAGUGGAAGUGGCAGUCGAUCACGCAGCCGUUCAGGAAGUCGUCGUUCACGAUCAAAGAAUCGUCGAUCUAAAUCUGGAUCACGCUCAAAAUCAGGUAGCCGUAGAUCAAGAUCUGGAUCUCGUUCAAGAUCGGGAAGCCGUAGAUCUAAAUCUGGAUCACGUUCGAAAUCAGGAAGCCGUAGAUCAAGAUCAGGAAGCCGUAGAUCAAGAUCAGGAAGUCAUAGAUCGAAAUCUGGCUCACGAUCACGCAGUGGAUCACGUAGAAGCAGAAGUCGCUCAGCACGCUCUAGAAGCGGAUCUAAACGAAGUGGUUCAAAUGCAUCAAGACAUAGUAGUCGAAGCCGUUCAGGAAGUAAAUCAAAAUCCAGAAGUCCAUCAAAAACGCCAGCUUCUGACUAAAUUCUUGGAAAGUCAACCUCGUUCCAUUAACAUAUUAAAUUUAAUUAUAUUUUCAUAAACAAUUUGUAAGCUAGGCAGAAAUAGUAUCGGAUAUGAAUAAAGAAUAUUUUUUCUUCUCAAGUA